This is a messenger RNA of Cucurbitaria berberidis CBS 394.84, 555 nucleotides long. Its product is annotated as peptide methionine sulfoxide reductase msrB/msrA. The transcript has 2 exons. Gene Ontology annotation, molecular function: peptide-methionine (S)-S-oxide reductase activity. The record is from RefSeq and is a predicted model, not a curated record. The coding region runs from base 1 to 555 and encodes 184 amino acids. Lineage: Eukaryota; Fungi; Ascomycota; Dothideomycetes; Pleosporales; Cucurbitariaceae.
AUGUCCUCCGCCCCCGCACAACCGAUAAACGUACCCGCAGGUGCGCAAACCGCUACCGUCGCCGCAGGAUGUUUCUGGGGCGUCGAGCACAUGUUUAGGCGACAGUUCAAGAGCCAGGGCUUGUACGACGCGCGCGUUGGGUACAUUGGAGGCGAUGAACAGAACCCAGGGUACAGGGCUGUGUGCAGUGGACGGACAGGUCAUGCGGAGGCCCUCCAAGUUGUCUAUGAUCCGGAGAAAGUAUCAUAUCGCACGCUCCUUGAAUUCUUCUACAAGAUGCACGACCCAACGACGGAGAACCGACAAGGUCCGGAUGUGGGAACACAAUAUCGGAGUGCAGUCUUCUAUCAUAACGCGCAGCAAGAGAAAGAGGCACGAGAGGUCACAGAUAAGGUCAACAAGCAAUGGUGGAAGGGCGCGGUUACGACUGAGAUCCUCCCCGCUGGUGAAUGGUGGGACGCUGAACAAUACCAUCAGCUGUACUUGGAUAACAACCCAGGCGGCUACGAAUGUCCUUCGCAUUUCUUGAGAAGCUUCCCCGCGCUGGGAGAGUAG